This is a messenger RNA of Medioppia subpectinata, 2244 nucleotides long. Lineage: Eukaryota; Metazoa; Arthropoda; Arachnida; Sarcoptiformes; Oppiidae. The record is from the annotation of a GenBank genome assembly.
AUGUCCAGCUCGAUGAGGGGUCGGCUGCGGUCGUCGCACAGCACCAGCGAUGAACAGUUCCGUCUCGGAGAGUGCCGUAAGUGUGGCCAACACUCGCACAACCAGUCGCUGAUCACGUGCUCGCUGUGCGAGAUUCAGUACCACCCGAAGUGUCUAUCGCUGGGCCCACACGUGGCCACUACGGCGGGCAACGGGUGGUCGUGUCGUCGCUGUCGUAACUGUCAAUACUGCGGCAAAAAGCACGUGAAAGCGGGUCCCAAGUCGGCCACCGGUGGCCAACGGAUGAUCGCGUGCGUCGAGUGCGACACCGGCGCCCAUCCCCUGUGUGUGGCCAAACACGACAGGCCCGCAGCCGGAGUGAUGGGCACCGGGAGGCGCAACCGUCGCGAACGGCAACGCUAUGUGUGCCGCCGGUGUCGGCGCCGAAAACGCGCUGCAGACAAGCGCUCGGCGACGGCCGCCACCGCUGUUGUCGCCGGCGGUAGCGAUGAUAAUAAGGACAGCGUUUUUGGUGAUGAAGAUAAUGACGAAGACGUGGAGGAAGAAGAGGAGGAGGGAGUGGAGGGCGCCGUUGAUGACGAUGAAGACGAGGGCACCGGUAGUCUCGACGGCGAAGAGAUGGAGAGCGCCAGCAGUGGUGCGGAUGAGGAGGAGAAGAGCGGUUCCGAUGAUGAAGAAGACGGCGCCGGCGAAGAGAGUGAUGAUGAAGAGGAGGACGAGGAGGAAGUGGUUGAUGAGGAAGAGGUGGCCGAAGACAGUAGUAGUGCUGAAGAGGUGGACGACGAGGAAGAGGUAGAGGAGGAGGAGGAAGAGGAGGAACCGGCGGACAGUAGCUCUGAUGAGGAGGACGUCGGCGACGAUAUGGACAGCGAUAGCGUUACCGCCGUCUCCACCACCGCCUCCCCGACCACAAGUGCGUCGACGGCGACCACAACACCGCCUAAACCGGCCAAAGGCCGCCGCGGGGGCCGCAGACCGGGCGCCGGCCGUCGGAGUCGCGCCGCACAGCAACGGGAGACACGGCUGACCCGCUCGAUGACCAAACAGUCGUCCACCGAAACGCCGCCCAAAGGCCACCAAACGGCCGGCGAAGACGACGAUGUGAUCAACAAAGGGUCCGACGAAGAGAUGCUGAGCGAUACGGCUGUCGCCGGCGGCUCCGGACGGUCCGCACCGGCCGUUAACGGCAAACGAAAACGUAAAAAGAGAGGUCGUGGCGCCGCCUCCUAUAUGGCUCGUAUGCGCACAAAAUCGCUGAUUAAAACCACCGGCUCUGAGGCCAAGGCUGCGAAAGCGGCGGCCAAAGCGGGAACCGCUGGUGUCGGACAUCACCAUCACGUGGACUCAGACGCCGACUCGUCGGAUCUGGACAUGCAGUCGGACGGCAAGUGUUGCGUUCCCGACUGCGACAGCACCGGACACAUGAGCGGCAAGUUUGACGCCCACUCCACGCUCAACAUGUGUCCCAUUUAUCAUAACCUGACCGCCGAUGACUGCCGCCAGCGGUACGUAAGGCGCGCUCAACGCCGCGGCGAUAAGUCCACCGCCGGUGACCACGAGUCCAAUCGGCGUGAGUUGAGACAAAAGUCGGCGCCCGUAUCGCCCACUACCUCGACAUCCGGUGCCGCCGCCGCUGUCAGCCCCGGGAACCGAGAGGACAAGUGUUUGGCGCUAAUGGAGACCCGGAGGAAGGAGAUGCAGAAGGAAUUGGUGGCCAACAAGUCGCCCACCAAAGCGCACAAACAAAAGACAUCGAGCCGAGAGCCGGACCUGAAAGGGCUGACACCCAUUUUCGACGUGGAUAUGUUCCGCGAGGCUCAGGCCCGGGCGGCCGAACUUAUUCAGGAACAGUUGGUCACCGAACGUGAGGCCAAACAUCGGGCCGGCAUAGGUCUGGUCGAGUUGGGUCGCUAUGAGAUGCAGGUGUGGUACUCCUCUCCCUAUCCCGAAGAGUACCAGUGCUUACCGAAGCUCUAUGUGUGCGAGUUUUGCCUGAAGUACACCAACAGUCCGCUGAUUCUCAAACGCCACUUACAUAAGUGUGUCCGUCGGCACCCGCCGGGCGACGAGAUCUACAGAAAGGCAAACGUGUCGUUCUUCGAGGUCGACGGCGAGACUAAUAAGCAGUUCUGUCAGAAUCUGUGCCUUUUGGCCAAACUAUUCCUCGACCACAAGACACUGUACUUCGAUGUCGAGCCCUUCCUCUUCUACAUUAUGACCGAAGCCGACGCCGAGGGCUGUCAU